AUGUCUGCCUCUCCAACCUCCGCCGUCGCGUCGACAAAACGCCCCCUCGAGGACCCCUCUUCACCAUCGGGACCUACCGAUCAACCAGAUGCCAAACGCCCAGCUCUGGACAAAGUAGUAAAGGGGGAUGACGAAGAAUCUAAGCUUCCACAAGAAGCUGAAAGCACUGCAACAGAAGCAACCAAGGCUGAGGCUGCACCGCUGCCCGCUGCCGCUGCCACCGCCGGAGAAAAUGGUGUGAAGGAUGAGCAAGGUGACUUAGUUGUUCCUGAUGCCCCUAACGCCAAUGGCAAGGGCACUGCUGCUCAAAUACUGGAGACUCAGCCGAUUCAAUCCACAGCUUCUCAGAAUGAUAGAGCUUCAUCGCAACCCCCGUCCCAGCAUACUACCCAAGAUGAGAGUGGAUGGAUCCAUAUUCGUGCUGUAAUCUCUAGUGCUGAAGCAGCGACUUGUAUUGGUAAAGGAGGUGAAAAUGUUUCUCAGAUUCGUCGCCUAUCUGGUGCCAAGUGCACCGUUAGUGACUAUUCCCGUGGUGCCGUCGAAAGGAUUUUGACGGUCAGUGGCAUGCAAGAUGCAGUUGCCAAGGCUUUUGGUUUGAUCAUCCGCACCCUGAACAAUGAACCCCUAGAGGCACCAUCCACAGCUCAAUCAAAAACCUACCCCCUCCGUCUCCUCAUCCCCCACCUCCUCAUUGGAUCCAUCAUCGGCAAGUCUGGAGUUCGCAUUCGCGAGAUCCAAGAGGCUUCUGGUGCCCGUCUUAAUGCUUCCGAUUCAUGUCUUCCCCUCUCCACUGAACGGACCCUUAUUAUCCUUGGUGUUGCUGACGCAGUUCACAUCGCAACCUAUUAUGUUGCUGUUACUUUGGUAGAACAACUGACUGAAAGAUUUGGCGGUCCUGCAGCUUCCGCUUACGCAACUCGUAGCGGUGGGCCUGCCGGUGUCGUCCCAGGAGGUAUGCAGGUAGUUCCGUACAUCCCCCAACCCGCUGGUGGACAGUAUGGCCACCCAGAUACCUUCAAGAGACAUCAACCCCAGGGAACCCGCGCUGUAUCUACCGGUGGAUAUGGCGUGCCGUACGUCCACGGCCAACCCGGCCAACCCCAAAUGCCCCAGCAAGCACUCCACUACGGCGCAUCCUCCCGUCCCGGCUACACAGGAGCUGGCCCCCACCAGCCAUCGCCAUACGGCGCACCUCAACAGAGUCAAGUCCAUGGUGCACCUAGCUCUCAGCCAGUUGGAGGUGUGGUUCCAGGAGCACCGGUGACACAGCAGAUUUUCAUCCCCAACGAUAUGGUGGGUGCGAUCAUUGGUAAGGGAGGGGCUAAGAUCAAUGAGAUACGCCAUCUUAGCGGGAGUGUGAUCAAGAUCAAUGAGCCUCAGGAUAACAGCAAUGAACGUCUCGUCACCAUUACAGGAACACCCGAAUGUAACCAGAUGGCUCUCUAUAUGCUUUAUUCAAGGCUAGGUAUGAUAUUUUGCAGCUUAACUGGAGUUUUAAGCCUUUGCUCUCGAUAUGCAAUAAUAAAACGGCUGCUUUCGCUCUGUCUUAGCGGCGAGAGUGGUGGAGGCGCACAUGAGAUAGCGGAAAAGGAGCACGGUCUGUACAGCUUGGACCAUGGGAUGCUGAAUUUACCUAGCCUUGUACCAGAGGAAAUGUGGAUGAAUAUGGGAUAUUGGAAGAACACAACAGAUUUUCCCCGCGCCUGUGAGGCAUUGUUGGAUAAAAUCCUGCGAACCGCAGGUUUGGACGUUGAAGCCAAUACUACCGACGACAUUGAUAUUGACUCCUUGAUCAUAACCGAGAAGCCUCAGGAACGGCAAAGGAGCCGGAAAGAUGGGGAUGGGGCACCAACAAGAAAGAGAAGAAGAGUAAUUUUGGAUGCUGGAUUUGGCUGUGGUGAACAGACAUUAUAUUUGAUGAAAAAAAGAGAGGCUGGUGUAAGUGAUCGUGGUGAUGAUGAUGAUGAUGAUGAUGUUCCGAAAGGAAUUUCGAGCACAGCCCAAGGCAGGUUAGAGGAUCCCGAUGGUCAAGCGAGUUCACCACUGUUCCAUCACUACAUCGGCAUCACGAUCGAGAAGAUGCAGUACGAAUUUGCUAAGUCUAGAGUUGCUGAAGCAGGAAGGAAAUGCAACGCUGCAACAGAAGAUAAUGAACUUGUUGAAAAUGGUGUAAAUAGGGGUAAGGGAUUGGCAGGAGGAACCGUGGAGCUUUUCUGCGGAGAUGCGGCUAAACCAUCCGAUUGGCCGGAAGAUAUACAGCGGUCGAUUUCCAAUGCUUUUCGUCAUACAAAGCAUCGUGAGGGCAUGGAGAAGGAAGAAAUAUUUUGGAGAGAAACGGAUGAGGAGCGCUACGUCCUUGGUCUGGACACGUUAUAUCACUUCAGCCCCUCACGAAACGAGCUCUUCAAGUACUCGCAUUCCACUCUUCGCGCAUCCUUGCUAGCUUUUGACCUCUUCCUACCCCCGAAACCGCAAUCUUCCUCAUUCCUUAUGACGGUAAAAAGAAUGAUAAAUACAUUGGCCCUACGUUGUCUCACACCUGCCCUUUGCGCCCCGUUUUCGAACUUUGUCACUCCAGCCGAAUAUAAACGGCUACUGGCAAAAGCUGGCUAUGCGCCUGAAGAUAUCCGGUUUGAAGAUAUUACGGAUGACGUAUUUCCAGGUCUCGCGGCAUUUUUUGAGCAAAGAACACGAGAGUUGAGUGCCUUGGGCCUGCAAGGGUUUACAAAGUGGAGGAUUUCUGGGUGGUUGUUUCGUUGGCUAGCAGGCGGAGACGUGCUCAGGGCAGGGAUUAUCGUUGCUAAAUGGCACCGUAGCCCUGAGGAUUGUGCGAAUAGGAUACAUAGUUUUGACCUUCAGGUCCAGCAUCCGGUGGAGCAAAGUCGCUAA
Messenger RNA from Paracoccidioides brasiliensis Pb18, 2889 nucleotides. RefSeq lists its product as uncharacterized. The coding region runs from base 1 to 2889 and encodes 962 amino acids. The transcript has 4 exons. Gene Ontology annotation, cellular component: cytoplasm; nucleus. Gene Ontology annotation, molecular function: mRNA binding. Gene Ontology annotation, biological process: regulation of gene expression; regulation of RNA metabolic process. The record is from RefSeq and is a predicted model, not a curated record.